GAAGAUGUCCUUGACUGUAGAGGAAAGAAGAAUCUAUAUAAAUAUAAAAGGAUAGUGGUCAGGGGUCUGCAAAGAGAGGGGUUGUGAGGGAGGAAAGAGCCCCUUCAGGAGAAUGAGGCAUUGAGUUAUGGCAACAUUAUGUGAAUUAGAUGAGGAAACAAGAUCUGUUAACUUAGGAAAGGAGAGAGAGGGAGGGAGGUGGAGGUAGAGGGAGAGAAAGUAGUAAGGGGAAGAAAGACAGAGAGGAAGAGUGAGUGGAGGAGAGAGAAAGAGAGGAAAAAUAAGGGAGGGGAGGAGAGAAAGAAGGAAGGGUGAGGGAAGCCUGACAGCAGCUUGAGGCAGUGCUGGCAGCAAGGAAUGGCCUAGUCAUCCACCACUGCUGCUUCUGCUGCUUGUGGCUACCGAAGCCAUUGGCAGAGGGAGGGAGACAGGCCUGGGCCUGUCAGAAUGUGUAACUCUGAGGGGAACAAGUGGAUAUGGUGGUGGCAGCAGUGAGGAAGGGCCUGGUCAACCACUGCUGCUGCUGCUCCUUUGGGGAGGGGCAGGAGUGGGGCUCAGGUGAGGGUGGGGAGGUCUCUGGGGUUAGGAGGCUGCGGCUUGGCCAGUCGCCACCAGCAACGCUGCAGCCACAACCAAGAGAGGCUGGCUAUGAAACCUGUUCAUGGAAAAGACUUGCUUCACAUACUACACCCUGGGUCAGAAUGAAGAUGCUCUUCCUGGGAAGUCUGAUCACAGAAAGGCUGUGCAAUGAAAGAGAAAGUCUAGCACUUUGUGUACAGGAGGACCCUGAAGACGUACCUGUUUUCCCAGGCCUUCAACUGAGAUUCAAUUUUUAAAUUUUAAUGUGUUUUUAUCUAUGAUUUUUAUCUUUUUAUGAAUUUUAAGUGUGCUCUAGUUUAUGUUUGAAUUCUGUACAGCACCUAGACAUUUUUAUACUAGGUGGUAUAUAAAUUCAAUCAAUCA
Molecule: messenger RNA, 963 nt
Organism: Hemicordylus capensis (graceful crag lizard)
Lineage: Eukaryota; Metazoa; Chordata; Lepidosauria; Squamata; Cordylidae
Product: trypsin inhibitor ClTI-1-like
Exons: 4
Coding region: 477-836 (119 amino acids)
Molecular function (GO): protein binding
Source: RefSeq, a predicted model, not a curated record